AUGAGUGAUAUGGAUUCUUCUGAACUGAACUCUGAGCUUUUCAACAGCCUUAUGAUAAGAUGUAGCUUUGCUGUGUUCACAACGCCCACUCGUAAUAAUUUAGACGGGUUAGCAACCGAACUUAAAGCUGAAGUUAUUCUCCACUUGGGUAAUCCUAUACCACUUGCUCGAUGCUCCCGUGCUUGGUACGCCACCGUAAACUCGCCUGUUACAAAAUCCAAGUGGCUAAUCAGCAGAUAUGGUGAAACUCAUGCAUUGUUUCAUGCAGUAAGAAUGGGCGAUCCAUUCAUUAAUGUUGAUGUCGUCGAGUGUCUAUUUGCUCAAAAAGCCCACCUCAGCCGAUACUUUAUUCAAAGAUUAAUACUUGGAUUUGGCAAAUAUGACAGUAGGCUUAUUGGCCUCAAGUUGGCGCACCCGCUCGACCCGGUUCGAAACAAGUCGAUCCAAAACAAAUUCCGGAACCCGUGGGCAAGCAAUCUUUCCUUUGAUGUUUUCUCCCGCAUUCUCAAAGAGGGCCAUGACAGAUUUGAUGGAAACGACACCCCAGUGCGCGGAAAUGACAUGGAAUUGUUUUAUUAUCUUUCAGCUGGUCCACUGGUUAUUAGCGAAGCAAGAAAAAAGCUGCAGGAUAACAUAAACGAAAUUGAAACCUUGAUUUGGAGGUACAAAUUUGCGCCACUACCUCCAAGGCCAAAUAUGCAAAUUGGGUUCAAGCCCUAUUCACAUAUAGAGUCAUCACGUAAUACUAAUUUUGAUGACUGUCCACCAUCUGAUGGGUAUGAGAACGUGAGACAACUAAAUGUCAUUGCACGAGCCAUACUUUUGUGUCCCGAAUUGGUUAAUGUCUGGAAGCAAAACGGGUGUCAUGAGAUA
Paraglomus brasilianum is the source of this 873-nucleotide messenger RNA. Lineage: Eukaryota; Fungi; Glomeromycota; Glomeromycetes; Paraglomerales; Paraglomeraceae. The record is from the annotation of a GenBank genome assembly.